UGGGGGAUCCGAACUCAAAAGUUCCUCGAGGAGCACUACACCAGGUCGCUGCCCGGUGAAGCGCUGGAGGAAGACUGGAUUGGGGACGAGUAGGUCACGUGCGGCCGGGAGAGUCGCUGGAGGCCGGGAGUCUAGAGGAAUGUAGUAACUUGCAGAGAAAGUUUUCCUCCGCAGCCGGCAGCAGAUUCGGCGCGGGCGGGCGCGCAGAGGAAGGAAGAGCCGGGAGGAGGCGGAGCCCGCAAGCGGCCCGGCGGGCGGUUCUCUCAACUUUAGUUUUGGCGUCUGAGGCGAGUUUCUGUCUCAGUCGGGCGCAGCCGCCGCCGGGAAAAAGAAAGGGAGGAAGGAAGGAACAAGAAAAGGAAAUAAAAGAGAAAGGGGGAGGGGAAAGGCAACUAGCUGUUCGGCCUCAGUCAAGGGAGUUUAAGGGAAAAAGUUCUCAGGGGCUGCAGGUCCGAGUUUGUCGCAGCCCCUCCCGAGGAGCAGCCGCCAGACCAGUGGAGCCGGGGCGCAGGGCGGGGGCGGAGGCGCCGGGGCGGGGGAUGCGGGGCCGCGGCGCAGCCCCCCGGCCCUGAGAGCGAGGUUAGCGCCGCUCCCGCCGCCCAGCGCCGCCCUCGCCGAUUCUCGCGUCUCGGCCCGUCGAGCCGGGGCGUCCGGGCGGAGCCCUCGCCGCCUGGCCAGGGGGUGCGCGUCGCGGGAGGCAGAAGCCAUGGAUCCCGGGCAGCAGCCGCAGCCCCAGCCGGCCCCCCAGGGCCAAGGGCAGCCGCCCGCACAGCCCCCCCAGGGGCAGGGCCCGCCGUCCGGGCCUGGGCAGCCCGCACCCCCGGCGUCCCAGGCGGCGCCGCAGGCCCCCCCCGCCGGGCACCAGAUCGUGCACGUCCGGGGGGACUCGGAGACCGACCUGGAGGCCCUUUUCAACGCCGUCAUGAACCCCAAGACGGCCAACGUGCCCCAGACCGUGCCCAUGAGGCUCCGGAAACUGCCUGACUCCUUCUUCAAGCCGCCGGAGCCCAAAUCUCACUCCCGACAGGCCAGUACUGAUGCAGGCACUGCGGGAGCCCUGACUCCACAGCACGUUCGAGCUCAUUCCUCUCCAGCUUCCCUGCAGCUAGGAGCAGUUUCUCCUGGGACACUGACACCCACUGGAGUAGUCUCUGGCCCAGCAGCUACACCUACAGCUCAACAUCUUCGGCAGUCUUCUUUUGAGAUACCUGAUGAUGUACCUCUGCCAGCAGGCUGGGAGAUGGCCAAGACAUCUUCUGGUCAGAGAUACUUCUUAAAUCACAUUGAUCAGACUACAACAUGGCAAGACCCCAGGAAGGCCAUGCUGUCUCAGAUGAAUGUUUCAGCCCCCACCAGUCCACCAGUGCAGCAGAAUUUGAUGAACACACCCUCAGGUCCUCUUCCUGAUGGAUGGGAACAAGCCAUGACUCAGGAUGGAGAAAUUUACUAUAUAAACCAUAAGAACAAGACCACCUCUUGGCUAGACCCAAGGCUUGACCCUCGUUUUGGUAAAGCCAUGAACCAGAGAAUCAGUCAAAGUGCUCCAGUGAAACAGCCACCACCUUUGGCUCCCCAGAGCCCACAGGGAAGUGUUAUGGGUAGUGGCAACUCCAACCAGCAGCAACAGAUGAGGCUGCAACAAUUGCAGAUGGAGAAAGAGAGACUGCGAUUGAAACAGCAAGAACUGCUUCGGCAGGUGAGGCCACAGGCAAUGCGGAAUAUCAAUCCCAGCACAGCAAAUUCUCCAAAAUGUCAGGAAUUAGCUCUUCGUAGCCAAUUACCAACACUGGAGCAGGAUGGUGGGACUCAAAAUCCAGUAUCUUCUCCUGGGAUGUCUCAGGAAUUGAGAACAAUGACGACCAGUAGCUCAGAUCCCUUUCUUAACAGUGGCACCUAUCACUCUCGAGAUGAGAGUACAGACAGUGGACUAAGCAUGAGCAGCUACAGUGUCCCUCGGACCCCAGAUGACUUCCUGAACAGUGUUGAUGAAAUGGAUACAGGUGAUACUAUCAACCAAAGCACCCUGCCCUCACAGCAGAACCGUUUUCCAGACUACCUUGAAGCCAUUCCUGGGACAAAUGUGGACCUUGGAACACUGGAAGGAGAUGGAAUGAACAUAGAAGGAGAGGAAUUGAUGCCCAGUCUGCAGGAAGCCCUGAGUUCUGACAUCCUCAAUGACAUGGAGUCUGUUUUGGCUGCCACCAAGCUAGAUAAAGAAAGCUUUCUUACAUGGUUAUAAAGCCCUCAGGUAGACUGAAUUCUAAAUCUGUGAAGGAUCUAAGGAGAUAAGACAUGUGCCUGAAAUUUCCAAAUAAGCCAGCUGCAAUUUUAUGGCUAACACAGAAAAACAUGAACAAUCAAACGUCCAGCGAGAUUCUUUCAUCCACUAUUUUGCUCUUCCUUGUCCAUUGCUGCUGUUAAUAUAUUGCUGACCUCUUUCACAGUUGGCCCUAAAGAAUUCCCACCAAAAAAAAAAAAAAAAAAAAAGCAAAAAAAAAAUUUUCUUUUGCUAUUAUAACUACUGUUUAUUUGUGGGGCUGGGGGAAGUGAGCCUGUUUGGAUGAUGGAUGUCAUUCCAAAGCCCAGUUAGAUAUUCACCAAUCAUUUGACUCAGACUUGGAAAUCAGAUGCUUUAUGUCACAGCAUUUAGUUUGUUCACACAUUUGUUUCUUCAGCUGCAUUUUGGCCAAUGGAAAAACAUGUCUUACUGGUCUGACAAGCCAAAAAUUAAGUACUUAAUGCUGAUUUGAACAGAUAGCUGAAACCAAGGCUGAAGACUAUUUUAUUUUCAGUGUUGUUUUUUCUUCCUAGUGCUAUCAUUAGUCACAUAGUGACCUUGAUUUUAUUUUAGGAGCUUAAGACAUGAGACAAUUUCCAUAGAAAUAUAUUAAUUAUUGCCACAUACUCUAGUAUAGGUUUGGGUGGAUACUUUUUGUGGAUGUUUGGGGUUUUCUGUUUUUUUUUUUUUGUUUUUUUUUUUUUUUUUUUUGCUUGUUUGGUUUUUUUUGUUUGUUUUGGUUGGUUGGUUUGUUGGAAUUUAGGCAAAUUACUAGUGAAUCUGUUUAAUCUGUUUAUAGUUUUAGCUUGGGACAUUUAUUGUAGUUUUUUGAUAAAAUUUACAUUUCCUGAUUUUUUUUUUUUUUUUUUUUGCCAUUUUAUUUAAACCUUAACUAUCCGCUCUCUAAACACACAAACACACAUACACAGUGUUUAUAAUAGGGUGAUAGCAGAAUGUAUCUUUUCUUAAGUUUCCCUACUUUCCAAUUUAUUCUUAAAAUGGUAGCUUUGAAUGUAAACAUUUAGAAUACAUGACUAAUAGUGCAUAUCUCACAAGUAGUUUUAAUCUGGUUGGGGCAAUCUGCAGAUGUUUGAGAUAGUUAGUCUUCUGAAAGGACUAUUACUAUGGAUAGUGCCUAAAGGAGUACUCUUUGCUCUCUGGCACAUGAUAAAUAUCUGAUGAAUUGGAAAGGAGCAGGCAAGAAAUGGUUUUAUUUUCCCCCUUGUACAAGUUUGAGUCUUAGAAAUCACUGAAUAGAUGUUAUGAUGCAUGUGACAGAAGUGAACUUUACAGCAACUCACCUUCCUUCAGCUUUGGAAAUUUACACUUGCCUUAGUUUUGAAACUAAAUUCUGGUACUUUAGUUCUCAUUUGUAAUGAAAAAGUUGAAGACUAGAUUGAAAUAUUUCCUAUAAAAUUGUUCUUGUAAACAGAGCAAACUCUCCACCCCUACUCCAGUGCUAGGGCUCAAAUCUGGGCUCUUGCUUGUGCUAGGCAAGUGCUCUACCGCUGAGCUACAUCCUCAGCCCCUACAGGAUUGUUCUUAACAAGACUUGCUUCUACUUCCAUAUGCCGAAAAUUGAACCUCCUGGGUACUCUGUAGAAUACUAUAAGGCCAUGAGUUAGCUGGUAAAGUGAUCAGAUUAAUAAAUGUAUAUUGGUAGUUGAAUUUAGCAAAGUAGUAGAGAUAAUCAUGAUUAUACCUUUAUUUUUACAGGAAGAAAUAUAACUAGAGUAUGUGUCUACAGGAGUAAUAAUGGUUUCCAAAGAGUAUUUUUUAACGAACAAAGUGAGCGUGAAUUAACUCUUCAAUAUAAGCUAUGAAGUAAUGGUUAUGAAUUAGAGUGGCACCAGCUAGCAUCUCUAUGAUUUAAGGGUCUUUCAGUGCGUCUAGAAUAAGCCCUUAUUUUCAAGGGUUUAUAACAGACAAAAUCUGUUUUCCUGGCUACAGCUACUAUGAAAAGCUUCAGCUCGGGAAGGUAGAUUUUUUUUUUUUUUUUUUUCCAAUUACAAAAUCUGAGUAUUUUGGCCCUUCAGUUUGGAGGAGUGCAAAAGUGGAAGUAAGAAGGUUUUAAGUAUUUUUCAGUGCUCAAAAACAUGCAGUCACUAUAUUGUAUAUAAUGAUUCAUGGGUUGUCAUUCAUAUUAAUUGACUCAAAGCUUUUAUUUUAAAAACACAAAGAUUCAGUAUUGAAUUAAGUUGGGGGAGGGGGGAAUGACCACUGUGCAGAUGCAUUGAGUUUUAGAACAAUAAUGAAAUUCUACCUAGAAUGCAUAAUUGAGCAUAUGGAUGAGACAGUAUGUUGUUUUUAAUGUGCAGAUCGGAGCUACUUAGUGCCUAUAAUUUGCCAGGAAGUCACAAAUUAAGAUCAUAUCUUAUAUAUCAGCAGAGUAGCUUUAGCUUAGGGGGAGGGUGGGAAGGUGGGAGUGGGUUGUGAAGUGUUAGUGGGACCUUGAUAGAAAACUUUAUAAACUUUCUCUUCAAUAAAGACUUGUCUUGCAUCUUGCUGUCAUUAAAGGCAGUUGUUCCUAAAAAUUUCAAUCACUUAAGAACACCCACAAAGCAUAAAUACAGUCUGUUUCCCCUCGAAUUUAAUUAGCCCAGUUACCUCAGUGUUGUAGCAGUGCUAUGUACCUGACAUAGUGCUUUGAUCUUAUCACACCCUUGUAGUGACCUGAAAGAGAUGUAAGAGUCCUUUCUCUUUUCGAGUUUGAAUCAUAGCUUUGAUGUGGUCUUUCUUGUUUUAUGUUCUUGUUCCUAAUGUAAAAGUGUUUAACGCUUCUUGGUUGUAUUGGAUAGAAUGGGGAUAAGGUUUUAACUGGUUAUUCUUGAAUUGCUUUUACAAUAAACCAAUUUUAUAAUCUUUAAAUCCAUCAACUUUUUACCUUUUUUUUUUAAGCUAGGGCUUCUUAGAUUUACUUAACGAUUGAUGGAGCACAUUGAUUUGGAAUUUCAGAUCUUCCAAAGCACUAUUCGUUGUAAUGAUUAUUUUUUAAAUAUAGUGCCUUUUAAAAAAAACAUCAGGAAGUGACUGUGAUACAAAUAAUGUCGCUGUUUUCAGUACUACUCAUAUUAGAUAGAUGCAUUCUAUAUAGAACAUGGCAGAAAGAUGAAAAAUAACAAUAAUUAAUUGCGUAUUCAGAAUUCAUACCAAUCAGUGUUGAAACUUAGUGCAAAAGCAGGAAGCAAUAUCCAGUGAUUAACAAUUUCAUAGCUUUUGUAUAUCUGAGAAGUGAGUGCUCAGAUGAAUUUUAUCUUUGCAAGCAUGUUUUUGUAAGAAUUGUGGGUGUGCCUAUCUUAACAUUUGUUUUCUGUUUUGAAAUCAAGUAUGCUCCACAUUUUAUAUGUUUUAUAUUAGAGAUUUCUUUAAUGCACACUUGUCAGAUAUAUAUAUAUAGUACCAGUGUACCAAUGUUACCUUUGUUUUGUUUUAGAUGUUAAGCGCAUGCUCAUGUUAGGUACUUACAAAAAUUGUUACAUUUUUUCUUAUGUAAUUCCUUUUUUGUUUGUUUAUGUUGUUCAAAUAUAUUCUUUCCUUAAACCUUC
Molecule: messenger RNA, 5823 nt
Organism: Sciurus carolinensis (gray squirrel)
Lineage: Eukaryota; Metazoa; Chordata; Mammalia; Rodentia; Sciuridae
Gene: Yap1
Product: Yes1 associated transcriptional regulator
Exons: 9
Coding region: 707-2239 (510 amino acids)
Biological process (GO): hippo signaling; positive regulation of transcription by RNA polymerase II
Cellular component (GO): nucleus; cytoplasm
Molecular function (GO): transcription corepressor activity; protein binding; transcription coactivator activity
Source: RefSeq, a predicted model, not a curated record